AUGUCAAACGAAAACGCCAACAACAACGCCGACAUGAACCACCGACGCCGCGGCUCAGUCACCCAGCAGGCCCUGGCUGGCCUUUUCCGUAGCAACUCGACCUCGGUCGGCCAGAACUACCAGAACAGUGAGGCCCAGCGACGACGUCUCUCUGUUGCCACAACGGGCAUCGGCCUGGCUGGCACAUCGCCUACCAACUCCAGCCCCUUCACCGGCUUUCGACGAGGCAGCAUGUCGACUAACUCUGACUCGUUUGACGAGAACGCCAUUGACGAAGAGGAGGUCGUACGCGCUCCCCCCACUACCCCUUUCGCCCGCCGUAUGAGCUUUGGGGCCCCCGCCAUGCGCAAUGUUCGUCCAGGUGGCGGAAGCCCCUCAGCGCCAAAUGGUAAUCACCCAUCUGCAUCAACAUCUGUCCCCUCCAAUGCUCCCCUUCAUCAAAUGUCUACCAUGAGCGGCAGACGAAGCAGUGUGAACCCCCGAGUUCCCUCGACGAGAACAGAUCAAGGAUUUAAUUGGUCCGAGCAACUCAAGUCUCGAGCUGAGAGCUCUGUCCAGGGCCCCCGACCGUCAUUCUCCUUUGGCUCGACUGCGUCCACCUCGCCACCCCGUGGCAACGGCAACGCCAUGCACGACCGCGCUAAAUCUGUGUCCGACAUGCCCGCUCCGCCCGCGCAGGCCGCCGCCAUGAAGCCCAAGGCUCCUGAGCCCCAGCGAAAGAAGCCCGACGCUUUCCAGGAGCGUAUUCUCAAGGGAGACUUCUACAUGGACUGA
Messenger RNA from Verticillium dahliae VdLs.17, 774 nucleotides. RefSeq lists its product as uncharacterized. The transcript has 2 exons. Bases 1 to 774 code for a protein of 257 amino acids. Lineage: Eukaryota; Fungi; Ascomycota; Sordariomycetes; Glomerellales; Plectosphaerellaceae. The record is from RefSeq and is a predicted model, not a curated record.